AUUGCCAUAAUGUCCGGCGCCGCCUGUGUGAUCUCAUGCAUGACUAUUAACCGGAGGGGCGGGGCUUACAGGUGCUAACUGCGCGUGAAGUGAGUGCUCAGUGAGCGCUCGGUAUUGGUCGAGCCGAACGAGCAUCAACCAAUCAGGAUAAAGAGCGCGGGGUGUGUGUUAUUAGCGUUAGAGGAAGGGGACGGGAAGAAGGAGACGCUGAUGAUAAAGAAAUAAAUAAAAACUAGCAGUUUUGGAAGGUCAGAGUUGCCAUAGCGGGUUUUUAACCUUCGUUGUUUGAUUUUAUUUUUUUAAAUAUAUAUAUAUUUCGAAGCUGGGCGGCAGAAUGACUGAUUUCCUGUUCAGGAUCCUGCUGUCUGCUGCUUUCGCCUGCCGAGCAAUCACACUUGAAUCAGGUUGCGAAGGAGCAGGAUGUGGCAGUGCUAAGGCACCGGGACAGCGUGAUGAACAUAGUGAACUGCUGAAUCAGUUUAACGAGAUGAACGCACCGUCUGCAGCUGGCCAGCACCGGGGCUCUGGAGCCGUGUUACCUUUUAUUGGACUCACUGGAAGUGCUACACAGAGUAGAAACUGCUGUAAGAACGGGGGUACGUGCAUUCUGGGGAGUUUUUGCGCCUGUCCGAAGCACUUCACCGGGCGGAGCUGCGAGUACGACGACCGCGUCAGGAACUGUGGCGUUAUUCCUCAUGGGGAAUGGGUUCAAAAAGGCUGCUCAUAUUGCAGAUGUGGAUAUGGAGUGUUGCACUGCUUUCCUCAGGUCUUUCAUAGCGACUGUGCACAGACCCCACAGAUACUUCCCAGGCCAUCUGGUUUCCACACCGCUGCCAAACUCCAGAACAGCAGCUGUGUACAGGCUGUGAGGGCCGAGAGUCCUGACCCUGAACACACUGCCAAGAGCCAGGUUAACCGAGCCAACGGGAACCUGAUUGCCUCUGGAAUGGGACGCUCAACGUUUCAGCCCAAAGCCAGUGACAAUUUCAGGCUGCAGACCGGUCAGAGCGCCCAUGGAGACACCUGUCCACCAUGGAAAGCACCUACAAUGGGUACGUGA
Molecule: messenger RNA, 1060 nt
Organism: Ictalurus furcatus (blue catfish)
Lineage: Eukaryota; Metazoa; Chordata; Actinopteri; Siluriformes; Ictaluridae
Gene: tdgf1
Product: teratocarcinoma-derived growth factor 1
Exons: 8
Coding region: 335-1060 (241 amino acids)
Biological process (GO): anatomical structure development
Cellular component (GO): extracellular region; cell surface
Molecular function (GO): signaling receptor binding
Source: RefSeq, a predicted model, not a curated record